AUGUUAAUCCUUAAUCAUUCUGACAAAGUGGAUUAUGAGUAUCGUUCUGUUGCCAAGAAGAUAAGAAAAGAAGGCAGGAAGGCAGGAAGGCAAGAAGACAAGAAGGCAGGAAGGCAAAAAGGCAAGAAGACAAGAAGGCAGGAAGGCAAGAAGACAAGAAAGCAAGAAAGCAAGAAGACAAGAAGGCAAGAAGACAAGAAGGCAAAAAGGCAAGAAGGCAAAAAGACAAGAAGGCAAGAAGACAAGAAGUCAAGAAGGCAAAAAGGCAAGAAGACAAAAAGACAAGAAGGCAAGAAGACAAGAAGGCAGGAAAGCAAGAAG
Molecule: messenger RNA, 321 nt
Organism: Mercenaria mercenaria
Lineage: Eukaryota; Metazoa; Mollusca; Bivalvia; Venerida; Veneridae
Product: octapeptide-repeat protein T2-like
Exons: 1
Source: RefSeq, a predicted model, not a curated record